Messenger RNA from Durusdinium trenchii, 2121 nucleotides. The record is from the annotation of a GenBank genome assembly. Lineage: Eukaryota; Dinophyceae; Suessiales; Symbiodiniaceae.
UUAGAUUCAGCAAUAUUACGUUUUGCCCGUUCUUGAAACGAUGGGCUCCAUCGACCGAUGUUUCCCACGAGUGCUGCACAUAUUUGGCCGUUCAAGUGGACGAGAGAACAGUGAUAUUGUUGGGGAGUAUGUUCAAAGAGGUGCCGUGUAUGGUCGGCCAAUAUACAGGCAGCAGGGCUCCACCACAGUCAUUCGAUACUGGCCACCCUCAAGGCGUUGGCUCAUUGAUCGGGAAGGCCUACGAGAGUCUGAUGUGUGUGUAGCCUUCGCUGCAGAGUCUUUGGACCUUCCUCAUCCAGCACACCCAGAGCUUAUUUGGUGUGUGUGGCAGUCUACAGCUCAAGCGCAUGUUCCAGACACAGAGGUGAUUGCAGUUUCUGGACCUCGGUGUGUGACUAUUGUUGGCAGAGCAGGAGGACGAGAGAAGGAUUUGGUCAAUGGCCAGUAUCAUUUCAGCAACGUAGUUCAUGGGAGGCCUAUGUAUAUUCAUUCCAGGGGUGAUUUGGGACUUCGCUAUGUAAAGGAGGAACACCGCUGGAUUAUUGUCGUGGUCGGCCAGGACAGCUACUGCAUAGCCUUCUCAGAGGCUGCAUUUUUUGAAGACCCUGGUCAUAUUGAGCUUGAGUGGAUGUUUUGGGAGCCGACUGAGGGCAGGUUUUGCCUCGAUCCUGACACCAGGGCUGUAGUUGCUCCAGCUGUUGUCCACAUGAUGGGACGACGGGCAGAGGCAGAGAAUUCUCGAAUCAAUGGGUCAUACCUCCUUGCCGGUAUUAUGGAAGGACGGCCCGCAUAUGUUCAGCCAGGUACCAAGCACCUUAUCCGAUACUCCUCACGCACAGACAGGUGGUUACUUGACCCAGACGGACUAGUGGAGCCAAGUUUGGCUUCUCGACUUUACUAUUGGAUUUUCCGUGGUGAUCUCUCCGCUGCUGGUGACCGGUGCGCUGCCUUUUCCGAGGCAUCAGGUAGUGCUCAUCCAGGUGUGUCACUGCUCGAAUGGUUUGUCUGGGAAUCCAGACGCUCCUGCUUUGUGCUGGACCAAGGAGUACGUUGCACAACAGCUCCUUCCUCCAUCCAGGUGGUUGGUCGAUCCUUGAACCGUGAGAACGAGUUCAUCAACGGUGACUACAUCCUUGCUGGCGUGUGCUGCGGACGAGUAUUCUACCAAAGACCAGGGACUCAGAUCGUAAUUCGCUUCUGGCCAUCAAGGAGCUGUUGGCUUGUUGAUGGAAAUGGGCUGCAACAAGCUGAUGCUUGCUCUGCAUUUGCAGACUGCUUGCCAGACAGCGAGUUUCCAGGUGAUGUAUGCUCACCGUGGUACGUGUACGAAUCAACACGUGGUGCACACUUUGCUGACCUGUCUGUCACCGUUCUUCCAGGCUAUUCGAGCGAUGGACAACUUCAUGAUGGCACGUUUUCCACCAGUCCGUCGCGUUUCUUGGAUGAGGCCAAGGAUAUUUCAAGCUUGCGCCUGUCAAGCGUUCUGCGGCAUGCUCAGAGACGCAAGUGCGUGCUCUAAUCAUUCAAAGAAAAACAUCUAAAUCCUGAGAGCAUUGCAAAACAAAGGUUGGAGAGCUGAGCAACAAAUAUCACCUGUCACCCUGUAAGCUGAAGAUCAAGUGUGCACAAGACUCUGGGCCCGGACGAUCGUGAACAAUAACAGUAUAUAAAACACGAAUAUGGCCAGAAGCUCCACAGAGGAUGAGUUUUGCAUGGGAAAUGGCUCUUUGAGUGGAGCUAGAUUGCUACCAUGCCAGACAACAACACGGACUCUACGGAGCUUGACUCGGAGAAGUUCCUGCAAAGUGCAUUGCCAGUGGCUGCAGCUUAUCAAGCUUUGAAUUCAAUUGAAAGAAUCCAUGAUGCAAUUUAUUUCUAGCUGCUAGCUUGUCUACAAAGGUUGUUCAAUGCGGAUUCUGCAACUGUUCCCAUGUGCUUGAUGGGGACCAAGAAUGUAUAUAGUUAAUUCAGUUUUAAUUCGUUUGUCCAGGGUGAGUCUUUGAUGCUUUUCUGGCACGUUUACAAGUGGACACCUUCAGUGGUUCUGAGUUCACGCUGCUGUGCUUUGAAAAGGUCGCAUGGCUGAUUGCAAUUUGAGAUGUCUUUGUGCAGCUGUGAAAU